Nannizzia gypsea CBS 118893 is the source of this 3402-nucleotide messenger RNA. RefSeq lists its product as hypothetical. The record is from RefSeq and is a predicted model, not a curated record. The transcript is spliced from 8 exons. Gene Ontology annotation, biological process: regulation of gene expression. Bases 1 to 3402 code for a protein of 1133 amino acids. Gene Ontology annotation, molecular function: RNA polymerase II cis-regulatory region sequence-specific DNA binding; chromatin DNA binding; protein binding. Lineage: Eukaryota; Fungi; Ascomycota; Eurotiomycetes; Onygenales; Arthrodermataceae.
AUGGCGUCUCAUCCACAGCCAUCGCCUCCAAUGCAUCCCCAUCCCUCCCACCACCCGGCCCUGGCAAACCACCCGCAGGUCAACGGCCAUCCUCCCAUGGCCCAACAGCAAGCUCAGCAGCAGCAGGCUCAGGUACAGGCUCAGCAGCAAGCAGCUCAGCAACAGGCAGCCCAGGCACAGGCCCAGCAGGCCAGCAGCAGCAACAGCCGCCGCCAGGCCCUCAGCAGGGCCCUCAACCCCAGCCUGGCCCGCCUGCUCAACGAGGGCGUCUGGCUUCAGAUUGGAACUCUUUCUGAGCUGAUGAACGACCCUGAUGGCGCUAUGUAUGCAUUUGAACAGGCCAUCAGGCAUAACCAGUGGUCUAUUCCUGCCAUGAGUGCCAUCUCCUGCCUCCUGCGCAGCCGUGAGCAGUUCCAGAAGGCGAUCGAGUAUCUCCAAGCCAUUCUUAAGCUCGAUCCCCAGUCCGGCGAGUCAUGGGGUUCUCUUGGACACUGCUAUCUCAUGCUUGAUAACCUGCAAGAAGCAUACACCGCCUACCAGCAGGCCCUUUACCAUCUUCGUGACCCCAAGGAGCCCAAACUCUGGUAUGGCAUUGGUAUCCUGUAUGAUCGAUACGGAUCCCUUGACCACGCCGAAGAGGCCUUCUCCCAGGUCAUGCGCAUGCAGCCGGACUUUGAAAAGGCAAACGAGAUCUACUUCCGUCUCGGAAUAAUAUACAAGCAGCAGCAAAAGUUUGGUCAGAGUUUAGACUGUUUUAGAUACAUCGUCAACGAUCCUCCUCGUCCGCUGACGGAAGAAGACAUCUGGUUCCAGAUCGGCCAUGUCCAUGAACAGCAGAAAGACUUCGAGGCAGCCAAGGCAGCUUACAGACGUGUGCUUGAGCGUGAGCCCAACCACGCAAAGGUUCUGCAGCAGCUUGGAUGGCUCUACCACCAGCAGAACAACAACUACAGCAGCCAGGAACAGGCCAUCGAAUACCUUGAGAAGUCUGUUUCAGCUGCGAUGCGCAGAGUUGGUACCUGCUUGGGCGAUGCUACAUGUCCCAGGCCAAGUAUCCCAAGGCAUAUGAAGCUUACCAGCAGGCGGUAUACAGAGACGGGCGCAAUCCCACCUUCUGGUGUUCCAUCGGAGUCCUGUAUUACCAGAUCAACCAAUACACGCGAUGCGUUGGAUGCAUAUUCGCGCGCCAUCCGCCUGAACCCGUACAUCUCGGAGGUCUGGUACGACCUUGGUACUUUGUACGAGUCCUGCAACAACCAAACAAGCGAUGCACUAGAUGCGUACGGCCGUGCCGCGGAUCUCGACCCAACCAACGUCCACAUCAAAGCGAGACUCAACUGCUCCAAAGCGGACAGGCAGGUGGCGCCAACGCAGGCAACGCCCAGCACCCGCAGGAUGUGCAUCCGCAAGCAUACCAGCCGGCAGGCGUCGGUGGCUCCGCCUGGUCUCAAUGGGGUGCUCCCGCUCCUGGAACCGGGCGGACUGCGGCCCCAAGGUCCCGCUCCGCCUUCUCCGGUCGCUGAAUGGGGCAGACCUAGCGGGGAGCCGCAGAAUGCCAGCAACGCUCAUGGACCAGGAGGCCAGUUUGAGCAACGAGAAAACGUAAGAGGACCUCCUCCUUCCCAGCUGCGGGUUCAGGCCAGUCCACGCCAGGAGCAGUUCCACGAACCGCACCCGCCAUAUCGGCCUCCCCCAUCCAUAUCUUCCUCCCGCAAGGGUGGCCACUCCUCCCCUUCUCCCAAAUUCCCUUUGUCCAACACGCAUACUUAUACUGGAACCCAGGUUCUUCCACAGCUAGCUCCCCCGCAACAACAGCAACAGCAGCAGCAGCACGAAGGUCCUAACAACGGUCCAGCACCAGGUCCUCCAUCCUUCCCACCGCCACGACAAGGUCUCGGCCCUGGUCCAGGCCACGGACCCGGCCAUGGCCCCAACAACCAAGGUCCCAACGGCGCCGGGCCAUCACAGUACGGCCGACCGUUCACUCCCCCAACUGAAAUCCGUCCUAUCCGCGAAGAACGUCCUGCCUCCGCCAACGGCGCUGGCCCCGCAGCCAACAACGCCGGUGGACCAGGCCCAGCCUUCCCACCUCACCCGUCAUAUCACCAUCCUCCACCAGGCGGACCAGGCGUGCAGCAGAACGGUGGCAUCGCCUCGGGAGCUCCCGCGCCUGCCUCGGCCAUUGCAGCUGCCGAAGCUGCCGCUCGCGAGCGAGACGAGCGACCAGCAUCGAGCAUGAAGCGAGUGCGCGAAUGGGAGCCCGAGCCAGGCCCCGGAGCAGGACCAGUCAAGAAGAUCGCCAACGAAGAAACCCGCAGCCGACUUGACGGACGACAUGACACCCGCAUGGAAGAUCAGCCGGGACCAGGACAGGUACCAGUACAGGGACAAGGACCCCCGCCACCACCACCUGGCCCGCCACAGGGGCCAUCCCGCCGUGGCUCACCUGGUCCGGCCGGACCGGUGCCGAGCAUGGGGGGUGUCAACGUCGGUCCAGGACGCAUGUCAUCGCCACGGGAUCUACGCAGACGCAGCUCUUCCGAAGUCCGUCGAGAUGACCGUGACCAUGCUCGUCGUGCUCAUGAGCCAUAUCAUCCCUCCGAGGCAGCUCACCAUCCACCUACCUUGCCACCAAUCCAACACAUGGGACCCAAGAGCGAGCCGCAGACUCCUGGCCAGGCUCCCACAGGACCUUCAGGCCCUCAGUCUCUCCCCUCGCUGUCCGCCGGUCUCCCAAAAGACGAGCGUGACAGGGACAGAGAGCGAGAGCGUGAUAGGGAGCGUGAACGUGAGCGUGAAAGGGAGAGAGAGCGUGAACAACGAGACCGAGACCGAGACCGCGAAAGAGAGCGGGAGCGGGAAAUUAGAGAACGAGAACGCGAUAGAGAGCGUGAGCGUGACCGUGAGAGAGAGAGGGAAAGAGAGCGUGAGCGAGAGCAGAGAGAACGGGAGCGGGAGCGAGACAGAGACCGCGAACGUGAACGUGAACGGGAACGAGAACAACGAGACCGUGAGCGUGAACGUGAGCGUGAGAGAGACCGAGACCGAGACCGUGACCAGCGAGACCAGCGAGACCGUAAAGACCACUCGACUCUGCCUCCCGUCUCUGUCCCAUCCGUGCAGCAGUCCCAGGGCCCCCUCGAGCCACCGGCCCGCAAGAUGGACGUUGACGAAGACUACGAUGAUGAAGGCGACGAUGAUGCCAGUAGCAAGAAGCCCGCCGCCUUGGUGGGAAAGGGCGGCAGUCCCGGCAGCGUCAAUGGAAACGGCAGCGUGACUGGCCGUGACCGUGAGCGGGAGCGGGAGCGAGAGCGGGAUCGAGAUGCCGCGGGCUCCCAGCGGGACAGGGACAGGGAGCGUGAGCGUGAGCGUGAGGCCGGCCAGACCAAGGGCGAGGCUUAA